AUUUUAAACACAAACGCGCGGGUACUCGCACCACUAGACGUGAACAUAAAACACCUGUCUCUUCAUUUGUCUCAAACAUAGUUAAGUCAAACUACCUACUGAUCUCGUUGUUUCAUAUCAAUAUUAUUCAAUAUCGUGCCACGCUUCACGCAGUUUGUCUCUCUGAGAAAAAUGAUCAUUUUUUAAAUAUUUAAUACUGAUUUUCUAAGUUAACUUUCAUAUUAUAAGCGCGUAGUUUUAUAAAUACUUUUAAAAAAUCCGAUAGAAAAUAAUUUUGUUAUUAUAUUAGUGCUACAGUUCAGUGUUUACAAGACUAUUUGUGAAAGUGAAACAUAAAGCUACCGUAUACAAGUUUUGCUGGAUGUGCCCAAUCUUAAGCCCUUGCUUCAUUGCAGUUGAACGAUGCCGCACCACAACGUACACGUGGGUUUGGAGAACAUGGUAAGGGAUAUGCUAGGUGAACCAGAAACCAGCGAGGAUGUACCAGGCAAGCAGGAAAGCGAGGCGCGCGAGGGCAACGUCACGUACGGCAUCGACGACGUGCCCGCGUGGUAUCUGUGCAUCUUCAUGGCUUUGCAGCACUACUUGACUAUGAUCGGAGCCAUCGUGGCGAUUCCCUUCAUCCUCUGUCCUGCGCUGUGCAUGCAGGAAACGGACCCUGAUCGAUCCAACAUCAUCUCCACUAUGAUUUUUGUCACAGGCCUCAUAACCUGGCUGCAGGCGACCUUCGGCUGCCGCCUGCCCAUCGUGCAGGGCGGCACCAUCUCCUUCCUGGUCCCUACCCUGGCUAUCCUGGGACUGCCGGCGUGGCGCUGCCCUCCUGCUGAGGAGUUACAAGCCAUGACUGAUGAGGAGAGGAGAACCGUGUGGACUUCGAGGAUGUGCGAGUUGUCUGGAGCCAUUGCUGUGUCUGCGUUAUUCCAGGUUUUCCUUGGUUACUUCGGUGUGAUUGGCUCAAUGCUAAAGUUCGUGACACCCCUGACCAUCGCACCAACAGUAGCGCUGGUCGGGCUGACGUUGUUCGACCACGCAGCGGAAGCCGCGUCAGGCCAGUGGGGUAUCGCUGCUGGGACGUUCACUUUGCUGACGGUAUUUUCGCAAUGUAUGGGGGGCGUGAGCGUCCCCACGCUGUCCUGGAAACGGUCUACCGGAUGCUCAGUCCAGUGGUUCCCGCUCUUCAAGCUGUUCCCGGUUCUCCUGACGAUAGCCAUCAUGUGGUUCGUGUGUCUGAUCUUGACGCUGACGAACGCUCUGCCGGUGGGUCACCCGGCGCGAACGGAUCUCAAGCUGGUCAUCAUUGAGGACGCGCCCUGGUUCCGAGUACCUUACCCAGGUCAAUGGGGAACACCGACGGUGAGCGUGGCGGGCGUGCUAGGCAUGCUGGCCGGCGUGCUAGCAUGCACCGUCGAGUCUAUCAGCUAUUACCCCACCACGGCUAGGAUGUGUGCGGCACCACCACCUCCACUCCAUGCCAUCAACCGAGGUCUAGGUACUGAGGGUCUGGGUACAGUACUGGCUGGUCUCUGGGGGUCUGGCAAUGGGACCAAUACUUUUGGAGAGAACGUGGGCGCUAUUGGGGUCACUAAGGUCGGAUCUCGACGGGUUAUACAAUGGGCAGCAGGGCUAAUGGUGCUGCAAGGCGUGGUUGGAAAGCUCGGAGCAGUGUUCAUCAUCAUACCACAGCCCGUGGUGGGGGGACUCUUCUGUGUCAUGUUCGGCAUGAUCUCGGCUUUCGGCCUAUCAGCCCUGCAAUACGUGGACCUGAACAGCUCCAGGAACUUGUACAUCAUCGGCUUCAGCCUGUUCUUCCCGCUGGUGCUGACUCGCUGGAUGGCCGUGCACAGCGGGGUGAUACAAACUGGGGUGGAAGCUCUGGACGCUGUGUUGCAAGUGCUCCUGUCUACGUCCAUCCUUGUUGGAGGAGUCUUAGGAUGUCUACUUGACAAUUUGAUACCAGGCACGGACGAGGAGCGCGGCCUGGCAGCGUGGGCGAAAGAGAUGGCGCUAGAAGCCGCCGGCGCAACGCAAGGAGGAGACACGUACGAUUUCCCCGUCGGGAUGGCACUCAUACGCAGAUGGAAAUGGACAUCAUAUCUCCCGUUCAUGCCGACAUACGAGGCCGGCAAGUUCACGGCACUACUGACGAGGAAAAAGGACAGCUAAUGAGGAAAGAGACAUACACACCGGCGACCAACAGGGCGCAAGUGGGGCGAGUGGUACAGAGUUACAGGAAGGUGUAUUUUGAGUUAAAAAUUGAUAUUGAUUGGAUAUUGAUCUCAGUACGAUAAUACACCAAUAUUAUUACUAUGCUAGUAAAAUAUAUGAAUAUCAAACAGAGUAAUAAAUCAAGUUGCAUUAUAUGAACAGUUGUACACAAAAACUAUGUACUUAUUUAUCAUUGGGUUUACGUAAAUGAAAUAUUUUUGUAUUUUAACAUAUAAUAUAUUGAGUUUACGUUUUGAAUAAAUUAUUUUAUUAAAAUGA
This is a messenger RNA of Cydia pomonella (codling moth), 2484 nucleotides long. RefSeq names its product solute carrier family 23 member 2. Gene Ontology annotation, molecular function: transmembrane transporter activity. NCBI's taxonomy places the organism in Eukaryota, Metazoa, Arthropoda, Insecta, Lepidoptera, Tortricidae. Bases 403 to 2163 code for a protein of 586 amino acids. Gene Ontology annotation, cellular component: membrane. Gene Ontology annotation, biological process: transmembrane transport. The record is from RefSeq and is a predicted model, not a curated record. The transcript has 14 exons.